CUAUCGAGGUGACGUGCGCCAUUUUGGCUCAAACAAAGUCAGAAACAUUUCAUCUCUGGCAAAGUAUUUUCAAUUAUAUCAUUAAAAUACAAUGUAACAGUCUGUAGGGCAACAUUCUGGUUUCCACGCGUCAAUAGCUAAUUGUGCUGUAACUUUUUCUUGUUUCUUUGCACCGCGUAAGGGAAUAACGAUUAAAAUCUCCAGCUGGGCUCCGUUGCAAACGGGGAACGUUUGCUAACUUUAAAUUUAGCUGUGCUGAUUGUUUCAUCUGCCGCAAUGGGUGGCUGCUCUGCUCCAAACUGCUCCAAUUCAACCAGUGCGGGCAAACAGCUGUUUAGAUUCCCCAAAGAUCCUGACCGCAAGAAGAAAUGGGUGAUGAACUCUCGACGGGACUUCGAACCAACUCCUCAUUCCAGACUCUGCCAGGACCACUUUGAACAGAGCCAGUUUGAGGAGAUAGCAAGGUCUUCAGCUGGGGGGAAGAAGCUGAGGCCCAAUGCCAUCCCAACUCUGUUCAGUAUUGGAGACCCUCCUUAUCCUGUAGUCACUGCUCCAUACAUCUUGCUGCCCAUGAAACCUGAGCCAGUGGAGAAGGAGCUGAAUUUCGGGGACCAUGGCUAUGCCAGACGCACCCCUCUGCCUGGCCUGGAAGUGGAGGAUGCAGACAAGACUGCUGAUGACCAGCAGCCCUGCAAACAGUGUCGACUCCUCAAGAAACAGCUGGAGCAGGAGAUGCAGCACACCGCAAGGCUGCAGAAGGAGGCAGAGGAGAUGAAGAAGCGUCUGUAUCGACUUGACCGAAUCGAGAAGGGUCUCCAGAACUUUCUGUAUGAGGACCAGAUUCGUGCCCUGUCCCUCACCAAACGCUCCCGUCGUGCCGUCUGGUCCCCAGAGACCAUCCUGAAGGCCCAGAAGAUCCGCUCUGCAGUUGGGACAAAAGGCUACGAGUACUUAAGAGAGCUGGGAUACCCUUUGCCCUCCUACCGGACUCUGUGCAACCGCCUGGAGACUAAGAUCAUGGUGACGACUGACAUGAGCUGUGAGAUGCUGGCAGAACUGGGCCUGGAGCUCAUGCCCCCCUGCGACAGUCCCACAGGAGGUGUUGGAGACAAUGAUGAGGAGGAACUGAUGGGUGUUUUGUCCUGAUUACGGCAGCUUGCAUGACUCUAACCAAAGGGAGAAUGUGCAGAAUUAGCUGUGUUAAACAUUUACAGAUGUAAUUUCAUAUAGUAGAAGAUGGGCACAUUACGCUUCUUAUCUCAUUUAUGAAAGAGUGCAUCGAUAUAAAUGUAUGCUGGCUUGACUUGUUUGAGCUGUUGCUUGUGUGUGCUUGUGAUCUGCACCACUGAGACCGUUAUGGCUUUGCUCAGCUGAUGUCGGGGCUGGCAGUUAGCCUAGGUUUAUAUUUAUGGUGUUUCUUACCAUGAGGACACUGAGCUACAGUAUGUGCUGCCAUGCGUAAGGAGAUGUAGGGUGUAGUGGGGUUUUGUGGACAGCGUAGACUUAAUUUGCACAAGGGCUGUUGAAUUUGCUGCUUGUGUUUACAGUGGAUUAAAAGUGUUCGACUCUCGGUGUUUACGUGCACAAUAAAACCCUGGAGGGAUACUCAAAUGUACUGAGAGCACAUGAACUCAUAUCUUGAGUUAUGUAACCUGAGAAUUCUGAUAUUAUGAGGACUACAGUGGCAUGUAAAAUGUCUUACACCACAAACUGUUUCCUGCACAUUAUACAAGCUUUAUUUUUUGUUACAGUUCACCUAAAAUAUUUAUCAUUUUCAUAACAUAACUGCGAUAAAAGUGAAUGUCUAGGGUGUUUGCAUUUAAAUGUAAUCGAUGGAGUUUGAGUUCAAACUGAUUAACCCUCUAUUACAGUGCAUCUGAAUGAUACCAACAAAA
Scatophagus argus is the source of this 1895-nucleotide messenger RNA. RefSeq lists its product as uncharacterized. Gene Ontology annotation, molecular function: sequence-specific DNA binding. Bases 277 to 1146 code for a protein of 289 amino acids. The record is from RefSeq and is a predicted model, not a curated record. NCBI's taxonomy places the organism in Eukaryota, Metazoa, Chordata, Actinopteri, Scatophagidae. The transcript has 4 exons.